UGACACUUGUAUAAGACACACAAGGAAGUGUUUCUCCAUCUAAAACCAAGAAAUUGAAGUGCAAGAAAAGCAAGCUGAGUCGCCGCAAAAAGCUAAAGAAAUACAUCCCAGAGGUCAAAGCAGAAACUUCCCCCAGUGAUCUGCUGAAAAGAGAUGGAAACAUACUCUUGGUUGGUAAGCCUGGAAUCGGAAAAACAGCACUUGCUCAUGAAAUGUUAAAACUCUGGGCAGAAAGAGAGAACAAGGAGCUUGAUUACAUGUUUUACUUCGACAUGAGAGAAACAGCCCACAUCAGAGAUGACUCGAGCUUGGAGGAUCUCCUCUUCACUGUGUUCAGUGAACCAGAUGAAAGCAAAGAAGAAGUCUUACAGGACAUAAAGAGUAACUCUGACAAUGUUACACUCAUUUUUGAUGGAAUCACAGAUCUGUCUUCAUCAGUGGUGAAGAGACUUGUUGAGAAGGACCUGCUACCUGAUGCCAAGAUCAUCGUGACAUGUAGACCAGAUGAUGAAGACGAGUUCUCUUCUGAGGACUUUCUCAGAGUGGAAGUAAAAGGCUUCAGUGAGCAGACCAUAAAAACAUACCUCUCUGCAAUGCUCGGAGAAGAACAGGAGAAGGUUUUGAGGAACGUGGAGUUGUUAACUCUUUGUCACGUCCCAAUGUAUGCACUGAUGGUGGCUGCCUGCUUUUCAUACGAGACACCAGAAGACUCUCCACAGCCAUGUACCAUGACUGAGAUCUACAUCAGUAUUGUUCGUCAUUGUCUCCAAAUAAACAGCAACAACACAAAAAACAAACAUCUCAAUUCCUUCAUCAACAACAAGAGGAAGGCAUUACUGUCUUUGGCUGAGGUUGCUUUUCAUGCAACUGAAGGUAAAAGUGUGAACCUGACAGAAUGUCCCUGUGAAGACAGCUGUGUCCUUUCCUUUCUGAAACAACUUGAUUACAAAGUUGGCCCGACUGAGACGAUAACCACAUACGCGUUCCUCCACUACACUAUGCAGGAGUUUUUUGCAGCAGUGUGGCUCGUGAAGAAUCCAGAUAAGAUCAAGGAUGUUUUUCAGCAGUGCCUCACUGAGGAGAAGAAACACAUGAAACAUCUGAUCCCUUUCAUGUGUCGACUGUUGAAUGAGAAGAGCCCUAGUUUGAUGAAGUGUCUGAUUCCAGCCGAGGAGCUCAAGAAUACUUCCAACUGGUUCUUUGAGGAGAUGAUAAGCACACUUUCCCCUCAUCUGUGUAAGAAAGAUGACGCUGAUCCUGAGGACAGUGAGCUUGAUGUGGACAUUCUGUUCCUAUGCCAGUGCUUGUAUGAGUCCCAGUGUCCUGAAGCAUGCCUCGACCUUCUGCACAAACUGGACUACCAUCUGGAUCUCAGUGGAGAGAGUCUCGACCCUUACCCUUGCUGUGCUGUGGCUUAUGUGGUCACUCAGUUAAAGGAGAGGAAAAUACAUCUGAACCUUGAGGACGUAAUGGUAUCAGAACAAGGAAUGAGACGACUAUUUGGAUGCCUUAAAAAUGCCCAAUGGUACGGGAGUGGCCCUCUGCCACGGCAGCUGUGGGAGAUCUUCCUUCUCAAUGAAGGCCAGAUGAGACACCUCAGCUUACCUGGCCUUGAUGAAAAUGAGUUGCACCUUCCAGUUGAGGGUAAAAGACAUCUGUUUGAAAGAGCAGCAACAUUCAUGCAGAAGAGAACGACAAAGGUUAAUGUCUGCCUCCACUGGGAAAGGGAAACUCCAGUCUGCCAGAGUCUGUGCAGGUUCUUCUUUGAGGCUUUGCCACACAUCCGCUCACUCAGCUUCAGGAUGCCCUGCAGAGGUUCAGGACUACAGGACCAGCAGCAAUGCCUUGGGACACUGCAGAGGGAAGAAAGGCAGCUGUUGCUGGAUUUUUGCCUGAAAGCAGCACUUUACAAAGAAGAAAACUUUCAUGAUGUAGUGAUUAUCCUCCUCUCAUUGUUUUCUGUUAACAUUGAGCUGCAUAACAUCCUUCUUGAUUUUUAUCAACAUGUCAAGAAGGAAGAUUUUCCAGGUGUCAUUCCAAAACUAAGGCCACUGUUCCAGUCAGCAUCUGCAGUCUGGACCAUAACCCUCUCAGAGAGAAAGACCUCCAUCCUCCUGGAAGUGCUGAAACUCCAACCAGAGAAGAAACAAGUGGAGCUGACAGGCUUCUCACAUGAAGAGAGUGAAGUGAGGAGUUUCCUACAGUGUCUGCCUUAUAUCUCACAGCUCAGUUUUGUGCCUCAGUCAUCAGAACCUUCAGAAGAAAUCAAGUUCUUUGGGAAUCUGUUUUGUGCAGCAGCAGAGAGAGAACAGCAGACAGGAGAGAAGAUACUGGAGCUGUUAUCAUCACUGUGCACAUACAAAAGAGAACCUCUAAAAGAUGUCAGGUGUGAUUUCCUGCUGGAUCUGUUCUCCCACCUGAAGGACUAUGAGACUAAAACAGGCCUGAGUGUCCUUCCAUCAUUACAGUCAGUUUUCCAGUCAGCUCCUGCAGUCUGGAUCAUAAACCUCUCAGAGAGAAAGACCUCCAUCCUCCUGGAAGUGCUGAAACUCCAACCAGAGAAGAAACAAGUGAAGCUGAUAGACUUCUCACAUGAAGAGAGUGAAGUGAGGAGUUUCCUACAGUGUCUGCCUUAUAUCUCACAGCUCAGCAGCAGAGAGAGAACAGCAGACAGGAGAGAAGAUACUGGAGCUGUUAUCAUCACCGGCACAUACAAAAGAAAACCUCUAAAAGAUGUCAGGUGUGAUUUCCUGCUGGAUCUGUUCUCCCACCUGAAGGACUAUGAGACUAAAACAGGCCUGAGUGUCCUUCCAUCAUUACAGUCAGUUUUCCAGUCAGCUCCUGCAGUCUGGACCAUAAACCUCUCAGAGAGAAAGACCUCCAUCCUCCUGGAAAUGCUGAAACUCCAACCAGAGAAGAAGCAAGUGAAGCUGAGAGUCUUCUCAGAUGAAGAGAGUGAAGUGAGGAGUUUCCUACAGUGUCUGCCUUAUAUCUCACAGCUCAGCAGCAGAGAGAGAACAGCAGACAGGAGAGAAGAUACUGGAGCUGUUAUCAUCACCGGCACAUACAAAAGAAAACCUCUAAAAGAUGUCAGGUGUGAUUUCCUGCUGGAUCUGUUCUCCCACCUGAAGGACUAUGAGACUAAAACAGGCCUGAGUGUCCUUCCAUCAUUACAGUCAGUUUUCCAGUCAGCUCCUGCAGUCUGGACCAUAAACCUCUCAGAGAGAAAGACCUCCAUCCUCCUGGAAAUGCUGAAACUCCAACCAGAGAAGAAGCAAGUGAAGCUGAGAGUCUUCUCAGAUGAAGAGAGUGAAGUGAGGAGUUUCCUACAGUGUCUGCCUUAUAUCUCACAGCUCAGUUUACCUCUCUACUUCAGCUCAGGUGAAGCAAAGUUCUUUGGGAAUCUGUUCUGUGCAGCAGCAGAGAGAGAACAGCAGACAGGAGAGAAGAUACUGGAGCUGUUAUCAUCACUGUGCAGAUAUGAAACAUUCCCUUUUCAUCACCUGGAUUAUGAUGAUGAUGAAUAUUAUCAGUAUUAUCAGAUUGAUUUCCAGCUGGAUCUGUUCUCCCACCUGAAGGACUAUGAGACUAAAACAGGCCUGAGUGUCCUUCCAUCAUUACAGUCAGUUUUCCAGUCAACUCCUGCAGUCUGGACCAUAAACCUCUCAGAGAGAAAGACCUCCAUCCUCCUGGAAGUGCUGAAACUCCAACCAGAGAAGAAACAAGUGGAGCUGAGAGGCUUCUCAGGUGAAGCAAAGUUCUUUGGGAAUCUGUUCUGUGCAGCAGCAGAGAGAGAACAGCAGACAGGAGAGAAGAUACUGGAGCUGUUAUCAUCACUGUGCAGAUAUGAAACAUUCCCUUUUCAUCACCUGGAUGAUGAUGAUGAAUAUUAUCAGAGUGAUUUCCUGCUGGAUCUGUUCUCCCACCUGAAGGACUAUGAGACUAAAACAGGCCUGAGUGUCCUUCCAUCAUUACAGUCAGUUUUCCAGUCAGCUCCUGCAGUCUGGACCAUAAACCUCUCAGAGAGAAAGACCUCCAUCCUCCUGGAAGUGCUGAAACUCCAACCAGAGAAGAAACAAGUGGAGCUGAUAGACUUCUCAGAUGAAGAGAGUGAAGUGAGGAGUUUCCUACAGUGUCUGCCUUAUAUCUCACAGCUCAGCUGUGAUCCAGAGUUCUUCCAGAGUGUCUGCUCAUGCAUCUCUGUCAGAUCCAGAGAAGAGGCUGAGCAGUUGGUCUCUCUGCUGCAGCUGCUGGGGUCCACCCUGCUGUUAACAGGAGGGUUAAGCACCAGAUGCUGCCGGUCGGUGGGGACAGUUCUCGGACUCUGUGGCUCUGAUGUGGAUCUCAUCCUCAAACCAGGACAGAUGUCUGUGGAAGAAGCCUCCCUCCUCUUUAGUUCUACAGUACAACUGCACAGUCUGACGCUUUCCCAUGACAACGCCUUGCUACUGUGUGGAUGGGUAAAAAAAGGGAGAGUGGCCUGUUCAGUGACUAUUGAAGAGCUUUCUCUCUCCCCUCAGACAGCCCGUCCAUCUGAGAAAGUGUCGUUGAAGGUUGUCAGUGGUUUGGCGUCCCUGCUGAGCUGCUGGAAAAUCAGACGGUUAAACCUGACUGAGUUCUGUGUUCCUGCUCUGAGUCUCAUUCCACUGCUGCUUCAUGAUGAUCUAACAAUCAGACUGAGUGAGGACACUGUCCAGCAGUUCCUCUUCCUCCUCCAUGAAAACCAGGACGGGGACUUGACUCGGUCCUUCUUGAUCAAGGUUGGUGGAGACCUGAGCUCCUGCUGUCUGAACUGGGAGCUUCUUCACUUUCUGCUGCAGCAGUCGUCAGCUCAGACCAUCACUGUGAACCUGAAGAAGAACAGCUUCUUACAGGAGAGCAUCACACGUCUGCUUCCCUUCCUGGACAGGGUUGUGUUAAAAAGGCUCAGUCCCAGCUUUGUGUUGACUGCCGUCAGAGAGAUCUAUAAUGCUGGUGCCAGUCCCAGUAUACCCAGUUUACUGAGGUCACUGAAUCAUGUGAUCAGCCUGACCUGCAGAGAGAUGGACUCUGUGGACUGUGCUGCUCUGAUCUUCACCCUCAGACACAGUGACAAAGUUAAACUGAACCUCAUGUGGACGUCCAUACCAGCAGGGGAAGUAAAGUCCAUCAUCUUGAUGCUGGACAAAGUUUCUCAACUGAGUGUUGACAGGAAGCUGCUGCUGAGGUUGGUCCACUGUUGUGCUUCCUCUGACGUCCAGCAGGAGGCAGCGGUCGUCCUGCUCAGGUCUCUGCAGCACACACUGGAUCUGUCCUGCUCCUCCUGUGUGGAGCUGUUAGACCAGGAUCAGAGUGACACUCUCAGUCUGACUGCUGAUGACUGCAGGGCCGUCUCCACCAUCCUGAGACACAGCAGCAGCCGGGACACACAGCUCAUCCUGCAGGACUGUGAGGUGGAGGACAGUGGACUGGACCUGCUGUUUUCUGUCCUAGACAGAGUCUGCCUCAGAGCCAGUAAAGCUGUCCUCCUCCAGCUGUUGUCUCUGGUCCCUGUGAACAGUGAGAGGGACUCGGUGAGACGGGCAGAGUCCCUCUGUAGAGCUCUGAAUGCAGAGCUGGACCUCAGUCACAGCUCCCUGGAUCAGAGGACCUGUGAAGCCUUGGCCCUGAUGCUGGAUUUCUGUGCAGAGCUGACAGAGCUGGACCUCAGUCACUGUCAGCUCACAGACCAGCAGCUGCUCUCACUCUGCUCACAGCUGCACAAAGUACAAGUCCUGGAUCUGAGUCACAACAACAUCACUGAUGCUUCGACUGACACGUUACUCCAACUGGUCUCCAUCAACCCCGGCAUUCAAACUGUGCGACUCUUCAGAAACAACAUUGUGGACAGAAGCUCCUUUCAGAAAGACAAGCGGUUUGAAAUCUGGUGAACCAGUUGUCAGUGGGAUGCUAUUAACUGUUUCAAGUCUAAUGAUCUUUGGAAGAAAGUAUUACCUGUGGUACCUUGAUUUUUUUUUAUUAAGGCAAAACAAAUAGAAGCCAACUGUUACCUCAGUGACAACUGUGUUUUUUUAAUAUUGUGAUAACUAUUUUUUGGGAUGAAUGUUUAGCUAUAAUUAACAAGGCAAAAAAAAGCAUGUUCAAUAAGUUGAGAUGACAGAAAACUAUCUAAAGAGAACAAUCUUAAAAGUGUAAAUAUGAGUAUAUAUUUUAUUUGACAUUUUAAAUGGAGAAAAUUGUUCAUUUCCUCUGUCCGUUCUCAUUUCCUCAUUAAAAUACCUCUUUUACUGUAAACUGCAGUAAUCAGCGUUUUCUUGACUUUUAGUUUCACAGAAUAAAAUCUGAGUCAACCAGUUACCAGCUGAGUGACUUUGUGUCACAAACAGACCUCGUUCUAAGACUUCUAAGGUGCAUUGUCAUAGGACCAAUGUCAUAUUUUCUUGUAAUGCAACAGCUAUUUUAAAAUGUUGUGAAAUGUACAGUUGUAAAUAUAUUCAAUAAACAAAU
Centropristis striata (black sea bass) is the source of this 6486-nucleotide messenger RNA. RefSeq lists its product as uncharacterized. The coding region runs from base 213 to 5909 and encodes 1898 amino acids. Gene Ontology annotation, molecular function: protein binding. The transcript is spliced from 16 exons. The record is from RefSeq and is a predicted model, not a curated record. Lineage: Eukaryota; Metazoa; Chordata; Actinopteri; Perciformes; Serranidae.